Molecule: messenger RNA, 1971 nt
Organism: Darwinula stevensoni
Lineage: Eukaryota; Metazoa; Arthropoda; Ostracoda; Podocopida; Darwinulidae
Source: the annotation of a GenBank genome assembly
CUCAUAGUUGAGGCGCAGAGGGGAGGCAGGACUCAGGGACGAGGGGAGUGAAAGAUUCAGGCUCAACUCCGUGCGUGCAUCAGUCCCAGUCCGCUCCGAGUUCGUGCAGUGGCGGCCGUACCGAGAUCAUACACAGAGAAGCGGACUCAUUAACCUUAAAACGGGAGAGUUUCUUCUCCAUCUCAAGGAGAGCAUGAGUGAGCGAGAACACGUCAUCCCAGUGCCGCCUCAGUGAUCCAUCCAAAUGCUGAAGAAACAGACCGAGAUGCUGCACAUGAAGGCUCUCCGGAUGUGGAGGCAAUAUAUCCCGAAAAGACUAAGCGAGGUGAUAGCCGUCCUCUCGGUAACGGCAACGUUUUUCCUCUUCAUUCACACGACCUCACUCAACAGUCGUCUGAAGGAAAUCCAACAACAGCAAGGAUCCUAUGGGUCUCUCGGCCGCACUGGGGAAGGCAUCUCGGAAGAAGGCGACGUCGCCAGUGAUCUCAGCUAAGGAGCUCAACAACACCGCAAAUGCGGACAAGGAGCUUCUGUUCUUCAACAGAGUACCCAAAGUCGGAAGUCAGACAACCAUGCACCUCCUCAAUAUCCUUUCUCGGAAAAAUCACUUCUUCUUCCACAAAGACAAGCCAAACCGAGUGGAAGCCAUCAAGCUCUCCGACAGAGAAGAGGAUUAUGAGACUUGUGUUCAGUCCCACGAUAAGGAGUGCCAAUACCUAGAUGGAGAAGUAAGAGACGACUAUGGGCAACUCACAGAAUUCUUCUGUGGUCAAAACGAUGAGUGCACAGGAUUCAAUGAAGAUUUCCCCUUACAACAAGCAAAGCAAAAUGUCGAGAAAAAUUAUGCAGUUGUUGGUAUCCUGGAGGACAUGAACAAGACUUUGACUGUGCUAGAGCACUACAUCCCUCGGUUCUUCAAAGGAGUUAAGGAUAUUUAUUAUGAGGAAAUAGCACAGUUUACAAAGCUCAACAGGAACAUCUAUAAGCCUUCAGUUGAGAAGAAGGUGAAAGACAUUGUGCGACUGAACUUCACAAGAGAACUGGAGUUCUACGAGUUCUGCAGACAACGCCUCCACUUACAAUAUCAAGCCUUAAAUCUUGUCUGACAUUGGAACCAGUUUGAUCACACCAUCUCUGUCGACCAGGAACCUGGAUCACCUCAAGAAACAUUCUGACCAUUUUGUUUUACAUUUAUAUCAAAGGAUGCAGAUGCAGUUACAGUGUGGAUGUUAUCACUUAAUUUUUUUGUUGUAUCACACUGUUGAUCCCAUUUUUUUGCAGGAUUAGUCAGACACACAAUGUUCACUUUCAUUUUAAACUAGUCCAAAAAUAAUGGGAGAGUGUAUGCUAGAAGAAAUGUGAUCACAUCUCAUCCUUCUCAUUUGUCACCAACGUAUCACAUGAAUACUCAUUUGCAUAACUUCAAUAGGUCUUGUGGGAAUUUAGGAGCAAGGUACACUCCUCUAGACUUGUCACAAAAGCAUAGUUUAAAAAAAAAUUUCUCCUGCCUUUUUGCAGGGAUGGGAAUUUGCACUUUCUUGAGAAACUGCUACAUGCUCUUUAAAACUACAAGGAACUUGUUAAUCUCAUGUUGGAUUCUCAUGGAAGUAGCUAUUAGAGCAUGAAUCUUACCUACAAAUACAUAGACCCAAAUUUUAAAGACAGAUCUUGAUCUUAAUGGAUGAGUUUCUUGUCCUGUACAAAUGACAUUUCACAUAAGGCAGCACUGAUCAUUCUCCAUGACUUUGCAUGGGCUUGGUAAAGUUUCAUUUCAUGCAUGGGUUCAAGAAUCCCAUUCCAGAGUUCCACUUUGUUUGCUUGAUGGUGGCUUAUGCCAUGGACUUUCAGUGGAGACUGUGAUACAUUGUUAAUGGGAAUUUUGUUUUUUAUGUGGAAAAUAAAAAACCAUGGCAAGCGCUUAUUUGAAAGAAAACAGAAUGAAAGAAUAAAAUUUCCUUUGAAAAUGGAACA